AUGAGAGCAUCGCGUAUACAGCGACAAGACGCCAUUGCCAUUCAUCCAUCUCCGCACAAUGUCGCCCCUCAACAGGACAGCAGCCUCGAGGCUGUUCGCCAUCACAUCCAGACCCGCCUUCGCGCCCCGCACUGUCCGCCUCGCCAGUAACCAGACCUUCAAAGCUCCCAACUCCGCCGAGAUCGACAAGAUUCAAUCCCGCGAUGAGCCUCCUGCGCCCGUCCACUUGACCAAGGGAGAGACCAAGGGAAGCGAGCCCGCUGUCCAAAGUACCCCUAGCCACGCACCCAACUACGGUGCUGCCGUCGACUACAGAACCUCAUCCUUCUCUCCCGUCCCCAAGCGCGUCAUGGAUGGCAGCGAGCCCACCGAGACUGUCGCUGCUGCCGUCCUCUCUGGCGCUCCUAGCGAUCUUCAGGCCCGCACCGUCCGCAUCUUCCGUCCCACUAAGACUGCGACUCAAUCCGGAGACUGGAAUGCUCACCAUUGGCGCAUGGAUUGGGAUGUUCUCAGCAAGGGCCACCGCUGGGAGAACCCUCUGAUGGGCUGGCAAUCAUCUGCCGACUACAUGCAGGGCACUCAUCUCAGCUUCAAGUCAAAGGACGAUGCCAUCAACUUUGCCAACAAGCAAGGUUACGAAUACUUUGUCCAGGAACCCAACGAGCGCAAAAUCACCCCCAAGGCUUACGCCAACAACUUCAUGCACAGCCCAAAGAAGCUGAAGCAUAUCCGUACCAAGUAGAGCACACGGCGGACACCUCUGUACAUUUUCUUCCUUUUCCAAUACCAUGACAUC
Molecule: messenger RNA, 796 nt
Organism: Aureobasidium subglaciale EXF-2481
Lineage: Eukaryota; Fungi; Ascomycota; Dothideomycetes; Dothideales; Saccotheciaceae
Exons: 3
Coding region: 59-742 (227 amino acids)
Biological process (GO): electron transport chain
Source: RefSeq, a predicted model, not a curated record